AGUAUUCAGACAUAGACCUAGAUGUGGUGGCGAAAAGAUAUCCCGAGGUGCGUAAGGGCGGUUGGUACGUCCCGCCCAAUGUUACCACGUUGCACAAAGUUGUUAUCAUAGUGCCAUACAGGGAUCGCCAAAAGCAUCUGGCGAUAUUCAUAAAGUACAUGCAUUCGUUUCUUAUGAAGCAACAAAUAGAAUAUGUAAUUUUUAUUAUCGAACAAGCAGGAACGCGUCCCUUCAACCGCGGCCAGCUCUUGAACGUAGGAUUUUUGGAGAGUCAGAAGAUGGGCAGCUGGGAGUGCUUCGUCUUCCACGAUGUGGACUUGCUGCCGCUGGAUGGGCGGAACCUGUACCAGUGCGACAAGCAGCCUCGACACAUGUCUGCUGCCAUCGAUGCAUUCGGUUUCGAGCUACCAUAUAAUAAUUUAUUGGGCGGUGUGUUAGCUAUGACGUUGGAGCUGCUUCAGAAAGUCAACGGGUUCUCCAAACGAUACUGGGGCUGGGGCGGCGAGGAUGACGAUAUGUUUCACAGGUUAUGGAUGAUGGGUUACCGUAUCACACGUUACAAUAUGUCCGUAGCGCGGUAUAUUAUGCUCGGCCACUCGAAAGCAGUGCGCAACCCAAGAAGAGAGGAUAUCUUACGAGGAACGAAAAACAUAGUCAAGAUGGACGGAAUAUCGUCACAAGAAUACGUGGUUAUUAAGAGAAACUUUCACCCACUGUACACGCACAUCAUUGUGGACAUCGACCGGUCCAGAUACCGUCAGAUGUUGAAGAGAAUUUAG
Cydia fagiglandana is the source of this 779-nucleotide messenger RNA. Its product is annotated as beta-1,4-N-acetylgalactosaminyltransferase bre-4-like. The transcript is spliced from 6 exons. Gene Ontology annotation, biological process: carbohydrate metabolic process. Gene Ontology annotation, molecular function: galactosyltransferase activity. The coding region runs from base 159 to 779 and encodes 206 amino acids. Gene Ontology annotation, cellular component: Golgi apparatus. Lineage: Eukaryota; Metazoa; Arthropoda; Insecta; Lepidoptera; Tortricidae. The record is from RefSeq and is a predicted model, not a curated record.